Molecule: messenger RNA, 747 nt
Organism: Monodelphis domestica (gray short-tailed opossum)
Lineage: Eukaryota; Metazoa; Chordata; Mammalia; Didelphimorphia; Didelphidae
Product: proline-rich nuclear receptor coactivator 2-like
Source: RefSeq, a predicted model, not a curated record
CGAGGAGGGAUCGUCGUCGCUGUCUCCCGGAGCUCGGAGACGCUGGGACUUCUCCUCCCAGCCUGGGUGCCGAGGAGACUCCGAUGCUGAACUCAGUAGAUCAGCCCAUGAAAACUUCCAUACUCAGAGAAAGAAACGGAUCUGGCCGAAAACAAUACUUACUAUCUUGGGCCUGGCAGCAGGGAAGAAGACAAGUGAUGGAAAUCUUACAGUCUGCAAAGAGGACUGAAAGGUGACAUAGAAGCUGGAGAUGGGUGGUGGGGAGAGAUUUGACAUUCCAGUUUCCCAAUCUAGAAAUGUUAGUAAGAACCAACAGCAGCAACUUAAUAGGCAAAAGAACAAGGAUCAGAAUUCCCAGAUGAAGAUUGUUCACAAAAAGAAAGAAAGAGGACAUGUUUAUAAUUCAUCUGCAGCAGCUGCAUGGCAGGCUGUGCAAAAUGGGGGGAAGAAUGGGCAUUUUCCAAAUAAUCAAAAUUGGAAUUCUAGCUUGGCGAGUUCCGAUUUAUUUUUGAAAUCCCAAACUAAUCAGAACUACGCUGGAACGAAAUUUAGCAAGCCCCCAUCACCAAGUGUUCUGCCUAAACCUCCCAGUCACUGGGUUCCAGUAUCCUUGAAUCCUUCUGAUAAAGAAAUCAUGACCUUUCAACUGAAAACUUUACUUAAAGUCCAGCUGUGAUGUGCUGAUGGUGAAGUGUUUAGGGCUUCAGAUGGUUUAGAGGAGCAAAUCAAGUCUAAACAGAAACAUUU